AUGUCGGACGACAUAAAGCUAACAGAUGUGGAGUGUUGGAUGACAUUUUCGACAGCAACAGACGACGCUUCAUCUUUGUCAUUAAAAUCUCAGAAGCAAAGUAAAAUGGUGGAUAGCCUCACUUUAUUGGUUACUGCAAUUAAUUCGCUAGGUGGUCAUACAGUAAUUUCACCUAUUACAGUAGUGAGUGAAGUGACGACCGCAGAGGAGCGGAGUUGCCAGAAAUAUCUAAGCGAUGAGCAGUUGGAGCGAAUUGUCCAUCGUGAAGAAAGUUUUAUUUCCAAUUUUCUGGACAGAUUUGGAGCAGUAAAGAGGUUUGCAUGGAAUAGUCGGAGGCCCAAUAUCAUUGUUGCACUAUGCCUUUUGUUGAAAUUACAAAGUGAUUUGCAAUGGACCGAUCACCGAUUACAUAAACGUGCCAUUUUGGAAUUGGUUUAUCGAGUAUCAUCCGAAAUGGAUAGCACCAAAUGCAUUGACAGUGCUAAGCUUCCUUCUCAUCAUCUUACCGUACUUGGUCAUUCUUCACUACAACUACGAUCUAUUUAA
Acanthocheilonema viteae is the source of this 546-nucleotide messenger RNA. NCBI's taxonomy places the organism in Eukaryota, Metazoa, Nematoda, Chromadorea, Rhabditida, Onchocercidae. The record is from the annotation of a GenBank genome assembly.